Messenger RNA from Rhinichthys klamathensis goyatoka, 2966 nucleotides. It is a transcript of the gene cracdlb, whose product is annotated as cracd like b. Bases 192 to 2777 code for a protein of 861 amino acids. The record is from RefSeq and is a predicted model, not a curated record. Lineage: Eukaryota; Metazoa; Chordata; Actinopteri; Cypriniformes; Leuciscidae. The transcript has 12 exons.
CUCGUGAGCUGCGCGAGUGUUGUUGAUGAUCUUAGCGCAGGUGCGCGCUUCUGCAUCUCCAUUCUACAGAGAUGUCAGUAAUCUAAAACUAAGGACUGGAGACCACAGCGGAAAAAGCUACAGAAGAAAACAAAGGAAGCUCUCAGACGAGGGAGAACAUUCUGCCUCAACGUAAAGCUGCUGAUAAAAACAUGGAAUCCGGCCCUGGAGAAAUGGACAAAAAUGGAGAGGAACUCACAGGAAGGAAGAAGUCACGGUUUAAGCAGCUGAAGACGCGUCUCUUUGGAAAACUGAAGAAAAAGGAAAGCGAAGGGCUGAUUAAGCAAAGCCAGUCCGCUAGUGACAUCACUGCUCCAGAGGCCAUAAGGGAAGGCUACGACUCUGAAGAGGAGUUUUCGUACCCGCAGUGUCUGAGCUCCAGGGCGCUGUCUCACGAUAGCAUCUUCUUUACCGAUCAGACCCAGUCCACAGAACCAACAUGCGUUCUUUCACAAGAGAACGUUCAUGGCAAAAUUAAGGCCUUACAAUUGAAACUACAGCAACAGAACUUACAUCUAGGUCCUCCGCCAAUGUUGAUUCCUGGCAAACGCACAGAGGACUCAGGAACCACUUCAGAGGAUGAUGGUUUACCGUGCAGCCCACCUGAGACGUCCUUCCACGAGCGAGUGAAGCAUACAGACGUUUACAAGUAUCCCGGAUCUCAGAAACAUCUGAGCUCUCUGAGUUUAGCAGGAACGGGAAGUGAGGAAGAAGAACAGGGUGAUCCUUUCCAGCCAUCAUCAAGGCCUCUAUCCCCAGUCUCCAAAGCGUCCCCUCAGCCAAUCAUCUCCCCCACCUCCGCCUCGACCACACCCCCUUCAGGAGUUGACUUCAGCAGCCCUGCAUGUUACAUGGCCAGUUUGGAUAACUCGGCUGCCCGUCAUCGCAUGUCAGUCAAACCGAGGAAACAAAGAGCCAGCACAAGGGGAAACAGAGUGCCAACGGUAUCUCUUUCUCCAAGGUAUCGGUCAGAAAGCAUCAGUGAUCUGGACAACGUUCUGUCUGAGGAAGAUGAUGAUGAUGAUGAUGGCACCAUGACGUCCACAGAGACAGAGCAACGUCGUUUGUCUUCCUCUCCGUCUUCGGACCUAAAAGAGAAGCCCAUCUCUACAGAACCUACAGAGAUAUCUCCUGCAAAGUCAGUGCAGAACCAGGAAGAGAACCCCAACAGAACUGAAAUUAAUUUCCCAUCUCUGGGUUUUGACAUCCUUAAGUCGGAAGAGCCUCCUGAAUCUGAGGGCAAAGUCACCACAAAUCCUCUUUAUUUGCAGCCCAUGUCCUUUGGCUUGACCUCAAGCUCAUCGGGUCCACCUUCACCAUCAGGACUUCCAGAAUCUACACAACCAUCAAGAGCAAUAGUGUCAUUAAGAGCCCAUUCACCUAUCCAGAGACAUGAUCCAAAUGAUAUCCAGAUUCAGAUGAGUGAGAAUCUUGUGUGUGGAACAAAUACAAAGGAAAGCCCACAGGAGGAAGCAUCCUUUAGACAAUUUCCUGUACCUCUGCCUCGCAUCAAAAAUCUGAAAAUGGAAAUAAGAAGCCCUAUGUCUCCAAAAGGAGCCAUGGAGGCCUCAACAAAACCUUUCAUUGCAUCUGCAAAGCAUCACUCCAAAACAACAAGUGAGACUGUGACAAAGCAGAAUGAGGGACAUUUGAAAGGUACUCCAGGAAUCAAGACUCAAUCCAACAAACCCAACCUAGAGCCGCAGAAAGAUGAAGCAAGAGAAACGAAACCAACAGAGUUUCAGAAUCUCCUCCAUCAAACACAAGACACAAAGAGUUUUCGCAGAGAAGUAGCGCCUCCUAUGAUGUCCAAACCAACAACAGAAACCAAUCUUAAGACUGAUAUUGCUACAGAACACGAGGAAACAGAGAAACUAGAGGAACCUGAAGACAGAAAACAGAAGAAUACUUUUGGGGUGCAGCUUCGCACAACCUCUCUGUCGCUGAAAUAUCGCUCUGAGGUUUCCAAAAUUAAAGAUGAAACCAAACGGUACAGUUUAGAGUCUAAUACAGUGCUAGCUGACUCAGAAGAGCAUGCUGGGAAAACAGAAACCUUCAGAAAUAUGUGCGAUGGCAAUUCCAAGAAUAAACACAGUGUUCCCAAAAAACAAGAUUCACAGAGCUUGGAGUUUCAGCUUGCUGCCCAAGACAAUGGAAGACCACCUAUCCAGAAUACAUCAGGAGCAACUAAAGAAUCUGUGUCUGAGCCAGGCUGGAAGAAUCUACCCAGAGAGAAGACCAGAGCUUACCAGCCAUUCUUGAACAGACUGGCCACAAAUCACUCACCAGUCCACCCGUCACCUCCAACAGCACCUCCUGCACAGCCUCCCAAACCAUCCGUACAGCCUAAAACACAGCCACUGACCACCGCCGCGCUUCAUCCUCUGAAAACACAGCACACACUGAACACACCAAUUCAGCCGGCCUCACAGAGACCUACUACUAAACCAGCACCUAGUGGAACAAAAGACAAGCAGGACAAUGGUAGGAACUGUACACCAGAAGAUUACACAACAAAGAGAGCAGCAGCCUCCAACAAGAUGGAUGGAAAUGCAAAACACGUCCCAUCUAACACAGAAACACUUACCGUCACAUCUGAGCUUCCAGCAACAUCAGCAUCAUCAUCGCCACCGGACGUCUCUCAGCAGCAACAGCCACGGUCAGAUGGAGCUCAGCCGUCCUGGAUGGAGCUUGCCAAGAGAAAGUCUUUAGCAUGGAGUGACAAAACUUUAGAAUGAAGAUGAGACAAUCGACCAGAGACAUUCAGUGAUGGACUUAUGAAGUGGUGCAAUACCCAAUGUUACAGCGAAUGAAUGUAAUGCUGUGUGUGUGAGAUUGAGUGAGUGAGUGAGUGAUAAAUUAUUAUCUCUUGUAUGCUAAUAUAUUGUAGAAUUAUAAUUAAUUUGCAUUAGUAAGAUGUUACUCAA